Molecule: messenger RNA, 3679 nt
Organism: Anastrepha ludens (Mexican fruit fly)
Lineage: Eukaryota; Metazoa; Arthropoda; Insecta; Diptera; Tephritidae
Product: ubiquitin-conjugating enzyme E2 R2
Exons: 3
Coding region: 277-1149 (290 amino acids)
Biological process (GO): protein polyubiquitination; ubiquitin-dependent protein catabolic process
Molecular function (GO): ubiquitin conjugating enzyme activity
Source: RefSeq, a predicted model, not a curated record
AAUGGUAGUACUGCUAUUUCGAUGUCUGAGUUUGUCACAGUUUAGCAAAGUGAAAUCGGCGAAAAAUCAUUGUUCAUUGCACACAAGGAAAAUCAGUAAUUUUUAGCUAAAUAAUCCAUUUUCAUAAAAGGCAAUAUCAGAAAAAGUGUGAAAAGUAAGUUUAGUGUCAAUUGCAGUUUCUCGGCGUAAAAAAGGGUGGAAAACACAAACAGAUUACGAAUUUGGACCUUCAAUACUAAAACUUAAGAAAUAAGCUAAAUUUUGCAACUGCCCCAAAUGUCUGCAAAUACAGCAUCUACGUCGAAUGCGACGGGUUCGUCUAACACCACAACAACGACGACAAUGCAUAGUUUACCUGCCGCCAGCACUAGUACACCCAGCAGACCGGCGGUACGUGCCCUAGCUCUUGAAUAUAAGUCACUGCAAGAAGAACCUGUCGAGGGUUUCCGUGUAAAACUGCUUAACGAAGAUAAUCUCUUUGAAUGGGAGGUGGCAAUAUUCGGACCGCCCGAUACCCUCUAUCAAGGCGGAUAUUUUAAAGCACAUAUGAAAUUUCCACCAGAUUAUCCAUAUUCACCGCCAUCUAUACGCUUCCUCACAAAAGUUUGGCACCCAAAUGUUUACGAAAAUGGGGACCUAUGCAUUUCCAUAUUACAUCCACCGGUGGACGAUCCACAAAGCGGGGAAUUGCCUUGUGAAAGAUGGAAUCCAACGCAAAAUGUGCGCACUAUAUUGUUAUCAGUUAUAUCGCUGCUGAAUGAGCCGAACACAUAUUCUCCAGCCAACGUUGACGCAUCUGUUAUGUAUCGGAGGUGGCGCGAAUCGCAGGGAAAGGAUAAUGAAUAUCCGAGCAUUAUACGAAAGCAGGCACAGGCUGCAAAUGCCGAUGCCAUAAAAGAGGGCAUAGUUGUGCCGAUGACACUCGAGGAUUAUUGUCUUAAACCGACACGCAAAGCGUCCACAGAACCAACGCUGGACACGAAUUUCUUUGACGAUGAUUUCGAUCUCGAAACUGAAGAUGAUUUGCCAACCGACGAGGACGAUGAGGAUGACGAUGAUUAUGACCUUGACGAAGACAACACGAAACGUAAAGACAAUGGUACGGCGGAUGAAUCGGCUGAUGAUAGCGGCAAAGGUGAGACAUCGUAAUCUCACACAGCAAUGAAUAAUGAUUUUUGCUGCGGAAUAUGGGGUCUUAAGUGCAAGGCAACAUUGGCAGUUUGAAGGUAAGAAAGGCGAAUGGAUAAAAAAUUAAUUAAUAAUUUUGUAAAUGGUAAAACAUGAACAUAUGAAAAAGGUCCUCAAAAAAUGCAGCGCAAAUGUGGCAACAAAAUUCAGGAACAAUUUAUCACUUAUUUCGUGUAAAAUAUGAAGAAAAAACGAAAAACACAAUUAUGUUAAAUAUUUAGAAAUCGAAAAGAAAAGUAAUUUAUUCACUUUUCGAAAAAGCAAUAAUGCAAAAUUACCGUAUGUAUUUUUUGUAAAUGAAAUAAUUAUUGAACAAACAUGCAUACAUAUACAAAUAUACUAGAGGAGUGCAGCGUAGAUGUAACCAAUACCCUUUAGCAGCAAUUAGCAAUUAAGUGUUUUUCUAAGAAAGUAACAGUAAAAACAGUAAACAGGAAAUAUAAAAACAAAAAAACGUGUAAAGAGUAACAACAAAGAUUAAAGCCAAAUAAUUAAAAAAAAGCAAAACUGACAGAAUGAACCGCAACAAUAUGCCAUACUCGUAGCGCGAUAAAUAUCAACUAUUUUAAAAUCAAAUUGUGUAUCACACGCCCUACUCCUUGAUAAGUAUGCUAUGCUAAACGUGAUUUUGACCAUAAACAAAAAUAAAUUUAUUAGUUCAUAUUUGUUUUUGGUAAGUAAAUGAAUUACCUCCUUUUGCGCAUACUAAUUUAUCUUAACUAUCCCGCUGCUCUGCUCUCAACGUAACCACCAUGGAUUGACAAGCUUGCUAUCAUGCACUAGCACUCGUUCACUUAUCACUUAUCGAAAUUUAAUUCAGAUUCAGCUGUAUUAUACCAGCUAUGAGAUCAUACAUUGAAACAUACACGCACUUCAACUACUUUUCUUUUCUUUACGUCCAGACAUUUUUAACUGCAAUUUUAAAAAUUUUACUUUCAAUAAAAUACUCUUUGUGAGUGUACUUUUAAUUAAAUAUGCAAUUAAGUUUUUAAAACUUUGAAGAUGAUUUUGCAUAACAUUGCUUGUACUACAACACACAUAUGUUUUUAUUUUUCAGCAAAGCAAUACAUAUGUAUUUAUUUUGUAUUAAAGCAAGUUAAUGUAUGUUUUGUUUUUUUUUUAUAUCGUACGCCUCUUCACAUUUUUUAUUUUUUUGUUCCAGAGCUAUAUUUUUAUACUCAUAUGCACAUACAUACAUAUGUAAUAGUUUUUAACAUUUUAUGUAUUUAAGACUUUAAUUUUCUGCAUUACGUACUAGAAAAUAUAAUUCUGGUCUUAACGUACCAACGAAUUAUUUAUGAACUAAUUAAUCUCGUCUGUGUGUAUGUAUGUAUUUAAAUUUACGAUGUACAUAUGUUUUUUAGAAGAAAACCAAUUUAACUAAUGAAAAAUAUAGAUUACAUGCAAGAAUUUAAAACAUCCCUACCUACAUAUGCAGCAGUGGAUGGCUCUUUCGAAAAUUAUGAACACAGGCUCAAAAUGAAAAAUGGCUCAAAAUAAACAAACUUUUUUAGAAAAAAGUUUAAUUGCAAUUAAAAAACAAAAAAAAUUAUAAUGGAAAUUGAAUUAAAAAUUACGUAAUAUUAAAAUAUGUCUAAGCCAAGUAUGAAGACAUAGAAAGACACUAGCAGCUAAUAAAUUGCGCUACAAAAAGGUUUUGAUUUAAAUUGUUUGAACUGAAAUUGACUUAAUUAAACAACUGACUUGUGUUAAUAAUUUUCGAGACAGUAUUCAGGUCUGUUAAAUUUAAUGUAUACCAUGAAAGCUGAAAAGUAUACAAAAGUAUAUAUAUUUUUUGUUGUUGUAAUAAACAAAAAAAAUGGACAGAAAUAAGACAAUUAAAUUUUCUAUAUAACUUAACACACAGCAUACAAUAAACAAAAACAAAAAAUAGUGAUGUAAUUAUUGUAAAAUAUAAGAUUGCGUUGAAAGACAAAUUCAACUCAUUGUUUUUAAGAUGCAAUUAUACACUAAAAUCUCAGUUAAUAACAAAAAACAAAAAAGCAUUGAUAAAACUUAACUAUAGCGAACAAUUGAGAAUUUUGCUUUAUUGACGCUGAGGCAUAAGCGCCGUUGCUUUGAUGUUUAAUCAUGUUGUGAAAGUAAAAGUGGCAUAGAACGGAAUAUACAUACAUAUAUAGAAAUAUAUACCUAGAAACUGUAAAACAAUGAAAAUUAACGCCAAUUUGUAUUGAAGUCUAUUUCUCAAUCCAUACACAACCUUUUAUAACUCUUCAUUAAAAUUUCUCUUCAUAAUAAAAAAAUAAAUAAAUAAACAAAAACAGGAACCUAAUAUAAAGUAGUAAUUAUAAUUUGUAAUAUUGAAAUGAAGUAAGCGGAGCUUAGACUCAGAGAAAAUAACUGCGGAUGAAUAUAAGUAUACACCUACUAUAAGAAAUACAUAUGUAUGUACGCUAUAAUAAUAAAUAAAUAAUAAAUUGUAAAAUGAUAUACAAAACAUAUGCAAUAAAAUUCUUCUAUCAUUCAUUCA